Sesamum indicum (sesame) is the source of this 1233-nucleotide messenger RNA. RefSeq names its product partner of SLD five 1 (gene PSF1). Gene Ontology annotation, biological process: DNA strand elongation involved in mitotic DNA replication; DNA replication. Gene Ontology annotation, cellular component: GINS complex. NCBI's taxonomy places the organism in Eukaryota, Viridiplantae, Streptophyta, Magnoliopsida, Lamiales, Pedaliaceae. The record is from RefSeq and is a predicted model, not a curated record.
CUCUGUUCUCUUCACUCUACUCUCUCACACACGCUCCCACUUUGAUAUCGUACCUGCCAUAAUCUCUCACUCUCUCUCUCGAUUUCUCCUCAGUUCUCGCUUCUCUCUGCACUCGUUCUCUCUCCUGCCAACUGCCGCCGCCGGACGCUCUCUCAAAUUCACGCUGGCUCUCGCCUCUGUCGCUUUCCUCCGCCGUCGCCCACCCAGAGCAAAAACUGGGAGGUAUUUGAUAUCUGAGGAUAAUGUAUGCGAGAAAAGCAAGCGAGUUGGUGAAAGAAUUUGCAAGUAGUGAACCAGGGCAGCUUAGCACUUUUAAUAAUGACCUAUUUGCUCAAGUGCUUGAAGAAUGUGAAGGGCAUCUCCUUCACCUCCAGCCUUUAAUGAGGAAAAUACAAGAGCAUGAAAACAAAUUGAAAGAUAAAAGGAGAUCAGAGGACGAAGUGGAGAUUUCAGAAGACGAAAGGAGGAAAUCAGAAGCUGAGAAGGUGAUCCUCCAAACUGCUCUGAAAUCUGAUCAGUUUGGAGCACUGGUCCAUCACCUCUCGCUGGUCCGCAAUAAACGCUGUCUCAUGGCUUAUAUAUACAAUAGAGCAGAGGUCAUCAGAAGUUUAGGAUGGAUGGUUGACAGUGUGCUCCCUGCAGAAAUUGAAGAGAAACUCAGUAGUACUGAGAAAGAAUAUUUCAAAAAUCAUGUAGCAACUUUACAAUCAUAUAUGAGCGAGCUUGAUCUUCAUUUGACUGUGGAUAUGGUUCCUCCAAAAGAUCCCUACAUCAAAGUCAGAGUUCUUGAUGAUAUUGGCGAGGUUGCACUCAGUGAUCAAGUAGCAAACUUAGCUCGACAUGCCAUCAUGUUCCUGAGACGAACUGAUGCAGAGCAGUACAUCACACAGGGUCAAAUGGAAGAGCUCACAGGUUGACUCGAGCUGUCGGUUUUUUAUGUUCUCCAUUGUAGGGUGGGCAGAAACAACGCAUGUUGAGGUUUCAGUAUUCACUGGAUAUAUGAAGAUGACUUACCAGCUACUUAUCGAAAGAACAAGGAUACUGAUAGGCUUUCAACAACGCUUCUGCUCAAGGUGAAACUCUGUUCUUUACAAUGUAAUGAAUCAAUUGAGAAGAAAAAUGUUUGACACUGGAGGAUGAGAUUAUUGAGAGUUGAAGCUUAUGCUACUUGUUCAUAGUUACUUCCAGACAGUACGGAGUCUGCAAUCUAUGAUUUGCACUGUUGCCGUAUUA